Molecule: messenger RNA, 3825 nt
Organism: Paramecium tetraurelia
Lineage: Eukaryota; Ciliophora; Oligohymenophorea; Peniculida; Parameciidae
Exons: 2
Cellular component (GO): cytoplasm
Molecular function (GO): protein binding
Source: RefSeq, a predicted model, not a curated record
AUGCCUAAUUUUAUAUUUCCCUUGCUCUACAGAAACAGGACCCUUCAGAAUCAUGUUGUCUAAACCAUAAUUGCGAAUGAUAAUGUUUUGGUGACUGCUGGCCAGCAUGGAGACAUUGUAAUUUGGAUGCAGGAUCUGAAUCCCAGGAUUGUGAUUUACCCAAACCUUUCAAAUGCCUAUGGAAAACUAUUGACCAUGAAUUUAGUUCGAAUGUCAUUCCUCAACAUUUUGGAUAGAGCAGAAGAAUGCAUACUCACAAUUCAUGAGGACAAGAGAAUAAGAAUCUUUGAUUGUAAUGAUGGUCGCUGUGUCGCAAUAUCAGCACAUGAGAGUGCAGGACCUGUACAAUACUGUAUUCCUUUAAGUUCCAAUAAUUGUAGGUUCUUGAUGUUGGGAAUGUAGAAUGGUGUGAGUCUUUUCGAUCUUUGGAAAAUGAGAAGUGUUAAACAAUAUGACUGUAAAUUACGUUCCUCCUGUUAAAUCGAUCCAAAUACUGUGUGCAUAUUGGAUAAGGAUAACUGCUUGCAUCUUAUCAAUUUGUCCCCUCUGAACAACGAAAGAUAUUUGAACUAUAAGUUAUACAAAAAGAAGAGAGAUUCAAUUAAGCAAGAUUUCAAGGAACUUAAAUUAUGUGAUGGAUUGAGGAAACUUAAAAUCGAAGGCCUCUUAAGCAAUCGCAUCAGACACAUGAGUUUUAAUCAGCAAUUUCAGCAUCUGACCAUCUUGAUGCAUCGAUAACUUUACUUGGUUUUUGAGAUCUAUGACACUCCUUGGAUUAUGUGUAUUAGUCAAUCGAAAAACAAUCAAAAGUUUUCUAUGGUUCAUUAUUCAUAAGACCAUCUCUACAUAACUACCAGGAAUGGGAGUGUCCUUGGAUUAGAAUACAAAGAUAUCAUCUAUUUGUUGUCCAUCCUGAAGGAACAAUCUGAUUUUGUCUAUGGCUUUAAAGAGUUUCAGUUUACUAAAAUUGCAGGUUCUCGGUUCAGUAGACUUCAAAUUAAUUUCUAGGAAUUGAUAUCCGGUUCUGAAGUUCAGAAAGAGCUCAACGGUAUUUUCAUAUUAAAUCACCUUGUGUACCAAUAUAAAAAUUAGUGUUUGUGUAAAUACAAUUUGAAGGAUGCGACUUUGGAUAUGUCUUUGAUUCGCAUCGAACAACCUGAUUCAGACAUCAAAUUCAAUGGGUUUUAAUGGUCAUUCAACACAUUUUCUGACUUGAUUAAGAUCGAAACCUUGAGACUAGGAUGCAAACAAAAGGAGGCAUUUGAUUUCACAAAAUCCUACAAUGAGGAUUUGGUUUGGAAUCUAGGUCAAAUGACUUCCUCAUAGUUCAAGACUAAAUAUCUGCCAUAUAUAAAUAUUGAAACAUAAAUCACAAGUGCAUUUAUUAGUGUAAGUGAGGAGAGCCAAAUUUAUUGGUUUGGUUGCAGUAAUAGUACCAUAUUUGGAUUUCCAACUACAUAUAGUAGUAAAUCAUAUUUUAUUUACAGAAUCAAAUUGGAUGAAAAAGCAGUCACAUUUAUAUACUAGAAAGGGAAGUGUCUGAUUGCCAGUUCUGAGAGUGGAUAGUUUAUAAUAUUGGAUUAUAGUUAAGUAUUUAAUGAGAGGAUGGGAGAACAAUAAGUAGAAUUCAUAGAUUUGGAACCAUCGCAGAGGAUUUAUUUCCCAAGUUAUGCAAAGAAAACAAUAAGAAUUCAUAAAUUGGAGAAUGAAUCAUAUGAAGAAGUUUAAACAACUAAUUAGUCAUAAAAAUUCUAAAAGAUUGCCAUUUUGAUGGAGAAUAAUGUUAUUCUAAUUAUAAAUUUACAAGAUGGAGGAGUGUAAUUGAAAUUGCAUGGGAUAAAUCAAUAGGUUUUGGGGUUGUAUUAUGAGGAUCAAGGAGAUUAGUGGUUUGUGGUAGUUUAAGGAGGGGAGUCUUUGGUAUUUGAUUACAAGGGGAGAUAUUUGAGAACAUUGAUGAUAGAAUAGUACCAUUCACUAUUUCAAGUGGAAAAGAAGUUGAAUAAAGUUAAAGAAAAGAUGAUUAGCCAUCAUCAUUUAAGUGAGUUCAAGAAAGAAUUCAAUAAAUCAAUCAGUAAAGUGUAUCAAUUUUUGGAGUUUCAAUAACGGAAUAAUUACAUUAAGAUGCAGUCUCCUUAUCCUAGUUUGUAUGAAGUAGGAGGCUAAUUUAAACAGUGGUAAUUCGAGGCUGAAUAAGCAGCGAAGAUGCUGUAUUUGAUAGAUCACAAUUCAGUUAAAAACAACAUGAGGAUGUGUAAGUUUGUAGAAACCAGUAUAGGGGAAUUGGAGUGGUGGGACCUGAAGAAAUCAGGAGAUAACCAUAAUUAGAAUAGAUUAUUUUUAAUCUUGCAUCCUUGGGAGGCUGAUGCUCAAUUAAGUACAUAGUUAGACUAGAUAUUGAACUAUUAGAAACCGACAUUCUCUCCUUUGAUUGGAGUGCAAUCAAUGGGUUAUUGUGUUAGUUUUGCAUUGUCUCGUGGCUGGGAUGUGUCACCUCAUUUCACUACAUAAAGAGCGAUGUCAUUGAUGCAUUUCUAUCUGUCUUGUUUAUCCAAGGAGGCUUAAGUAUUCAAUUAAUUGAUGAUACAAACUGUUGAGUUGCUGACAAAGAAAAAACAAUCGCUGGAUGUAAAUUUUAAGCCCUUGGAUUUAUUUCUGUUAGCCUAAUACACAAUAGAUGAAUCCAAUGAAGUCAUGAAUGCCGCAUGUAAUUUAAUACUUUCAUAAAUUAGAAAGUCUGAUUAAGAUAUGCAUGAAUAGCAUAAAUUAAUUAGAGAGCUGCUAGAUCUAAAUAAGGAGCAGCAAGGACAUACUUUUUCAAAUGUGGAGGUAAUCCUUCUUAUUUUAGAAUCCUAUUUAACAGGGAUGUGUUAGACUCUCGCAUAAAGUGAAGAUUAAAAACGAAGAGUGAUUUAAGGAUUACAUCUCAAAAAUUGUAUUGUAAAUCCUCACCUUUGUGCACCUCUUCUAAAGGUAUUUGUUGAUGUUUAACAGCAUUUUCGAAAUUCUUAUAAUCCAUCUGAUAUUUUCAAAAAUCUAUUCUUCAUCUUUUUUCAUUACAAUACUGUGAUAGAUUACUCAGAGAUUCUCACUUAAGGUGGUCAACAAAUGCAGUUGAUUAACUUAUUAAAAGAAAUUAGUAAGUAGUCAGAAGAAAUGAAAAAAAGAAUGAGACAACUCACUGCCAAAAGUAUCAUUUAAGUUGCCAUUGCAGCUCCUUUAGAAUUUACCAAGAUCUUGAACAAGGAUAUUGUGAAUUUAGAAACACAUUUUUUGUAUCCUUCCUCCAUCAUUGAAAUCAUAAGAUACUACAUUAAAUCCUAACAUAAUAACAUCCACAAACUAUUACCAUCCCUUAUGGAUAUCAUUCUAAAAAGUCUUGAUCCAAACAAUCCCAAUCUGCGGAAAGUGUGUCAUAGAUCUGCUACUUAUGCCUUGCAAACUAUUUGCAAAACCUUUAAGUGUGUUUGUUUCCAUCAACAAACUUAAAAGAUCGCAAUUGGAGAUACUCAAAUUAUUAUCUACGACUUGAGAACUGCUGUUAAAUGGAGAGUCUUGGAUGGACACAGUGGUUAAGUUAAUUGUCUGGAAUUCGACCAUACAGGUAAACAGUUGGCAAGUUUUAGUGAUGCUGAUUGGAAGGUCAAAAUUUGGAAGGUUGGAUCAACAGGAUUCUUCGGAGCCAUCAUCGGUAUACAAGGGAAAGCAGCUAAAGAUACUUCUGUUAAGUAUUAGCCUUUAAAUCAUCCCUAAAUGUAAUGGUCGCAAGACGAUAGUAAAGUCUACUUAAUGUCAAAUGGACAAUCAAUUGUAUAACUUCAGGUAUGA